AUGCUCAGCGGCUCGGCGGCUCGGCAGCUCGGUGGUCUCGGGGCCGUGAAGGGUGGCGUCGGGGCCGCAGAGGGGCGGCGGCGAGGCCGCAGUAGGGCGGCGUCGGGGCCGCUAAGGGUGGCAGAGCCGCGGACGGGCGGCGACGUUGCCGCAGGGGGCGACGACGGGGCCGCGAAGGGGCGGCGACGGGGCCGCAAGGGGCGGCGACGGGGCCGCAAGGGGCGGCGACGGGGCCGCAGGGGCGACGGGGCCGUGGAGGGGCGGCGACGAGGCCGCGAAAGGGCGGCGACAGGGCCGGGUGGGGCGGCGACGAGGCCGCGAAGGGCGGCGACGGGGCCGCGGAGGGCGGCGCCGGGGUCGCGUAAGGCGGCGACGGGGCCGGUAAGGGCGGCGACGGGGCCGCGAAGGUGGGGCGACGGGGCCGCUAAGGGCGGCAACGGGGCCUCGAAGGUGGGGCGACGGGGCCGCUAA
Closterium sp. Yama58-4 is the source of this 471-nucleotide messenger RNA. Lineage: Eukaryota; Viridiplantae; Streptophyta; Zygnematophyceae; Desmidiales; Closteriaceae. The record is from the annotation of a GenBank genome assembly.